CUGCGCACUCUUUCCGCGCCUCGUCCCGUGGUUCUUGUGCUGUUUAUGUGCUGCGCGAACUCCCCGCGACCUCAAUGAGUAACACACGCACACGCGCCGUUCCCGAUUAAAGCAGGUCCUGGGCCUCGCUUAUUCGAAACGCGUCGCUCGUGUGAGGUGUUAGAUGUACCGCAGCCGCUUCAGGAGGGCGCGGGAGGCACCGAGGCCUGGGCCUGCAGGUGAGGGCGGAGCCGCCGGUGGGUGUGAGGCCCAGGCCUCAGGCUCUUUAAUCUACACAAACGCAUCAAGAUAUGGAUCAGCAUUUCCAUACUAGUGGGGAGACGUCCAGAGGAUCCAUCAAACGCAAACUAGAAGACACACGAGACGAUCGGAUUAAAUUACUGCGGUUUAAUUCUGAUAAACAAUACUCUUCAAAUAUGAACAGAAACACAGGUCAUAAGCACGGACAUGUUUUUGCCGUGGAAGUGGCUACGUAUGACAGCAGCUUCCCAGAUUACAGGCAGCCUGUUGAAAUCGGAUGCUUUUCAUUAGAUUCAUACAGACAGUUCUUCAACGAUGGAAGACAGCUUAAAUGUUACGUGGAACCGUCCAGCAAGAACCCAAACUUUAACCUGCGAGAUGGGUAUAAAGACAGAUACAUAAAGCGAAACGAACAUAUUAAGGAGAAACUGGACCAUAUCCUGAAGUGGGUUUUAGUGAACAAGCAAAGAUUCCCCAUGUCUGCAGAUGGCAAGUCACCUGCUGUUGGGAAUCAGUUGCACACAGACUUCAUCACGUGGAGGGGACAUCUGACGAAAAUCCUGACCACACCGUACGAGUCCCGAGAGGGCUGGCUGAUGGCGGUGACCCUGUUCAAUGGCACAUAUUACAUGAGUGAGGUGGAGACUGAAGAAGCCAAGCGGCAGCGGGAGCACAGGACGGAGAUGCAGGAAGAGCUGAUGUAUGGUGGCUACAAGUUUGAGCAGUACUUGUGUGCAGAUAAACCACAGGGAAAUCCUAAUCCAGCUGGUGUGGUAAACACCAAUGAAGCAUUUUGCACUGUGGUCCGAACCCGGCUGAGCAGCCAUUCCCUCGUGUUUGCUGGUGAGGUGGAUUGCAAAGAUAUCUCCUGUCCCAGUCAGAAACCCCCACAGUGUUACUUGGAGCUGAAGACCAGCAGAGAGAUGUACAACCCCAACCAACAAAGGAACUUUCAUAGGUUUAAACUGAUCAAGUGGUGGGCGCAGUCCUUCCUGCCCGGGGUACCUCGGAUAAUCGCAGGCUUCAGAGAUGACGAGGGGAAGGUUGUCUCCCUUCAAUCUUUCGACACAAUGAAGAUCCAUCACCUGGUCAAGAACGAGCGGAAUUGCUGGAAGCCAGCCGUCUGCCUGAACUUCUGCGACGCUUUCCUGUCCUUUGUGAAGAAGGUGGUAACACAGGAUGAUCACCGGUUGGUGCAUCUUUUUUCCUGGCAACCCGGAAAAGAUAUUUCGUAUACAGUACAUAUGGACUCUGUGUAUUCCUUCCUCCCAGACUGGUAUGUGGAAAAGUUACUGUACGGAGAGGUGAUUAAUCCAUAGUGAAUAAGAAGCACUUCCAUCAUCCGAAUAAGUACGCAAUGGGGCUGGGACAGGAGACUGUCUGUAAACUAACUGUUUUAUAAUCUGUAAAAAGUCGUGAGUUAAAUUCCAUUCAAAAGUUUCAUAAUAAAACGUUUUAUAACAUACAUAGUCUGGGUCUUCCCGCCUAUAAAAUACUCCGUUUUGUUGCUGUUUUACUGUGCAAAUGUCACAGUCAAUCGCAUUGUUUAAGAAGCGAGCAGUAAAAUUAUAUGAAUGCUGA
This is a messenger RNA of Callorhinchus milii (elephant shark), 1821 nucleotides long. It is a transcript of the gene dxo, whose product is annotated as decapping exoribonuclease. NCBI's taxonomy places the organism in Eukaryota, Metazoa, Chordata, Chondrichthyes, Chimaeriformes, Callorhinchidae. The transcript is spliced from 7 exons. Gene Ontology annotation, molecular function: mRNA 5'-diphosphatase activity. Gene Ontology annotation, biological process: nuclear-transcribed mRNA catabolic process; NAD-cap decapping. The record is from RefSeq and is a predicted model, not a curated record. Gene Ontology annotation, cellular component: cytosol; nucleus. The coding region runs from base 291 to 1559 and encodes 422 amino acids.